AUCGUUCUUCGAAAAGAGAAACAAUUACAUACGAUUGAAUAUACGGUAGACGUCAUCGAUGUGGUUGUCCUUUAUUACACUGUAAGCUCUGAACAGGGAUAACAAUAACUGAAGACUUUUGAAGGCGAUGAGGUAUCAACUAUAUUUCGUAUUCUCAGUACUGCUUUUCUGGAAUUCUGUACUGUGCCUGUUAAACAGUAUCUCUAAUGUCCCUCCAAUAAUUGGUGAAUAUCAUGACGAAACGUCCUCAAAGUGUGCUCUCAUUCUUCGGAGGACUUCCAUACAACGUUACGGAAGAACACCAGCGCACCCUUAUGGUGGAUUCUUUGACUUCCUUAAGCCAAGGGCCUUCCUUCCUUCCGGUCCUCUUGAGAAUGUAUGUAUUCGGUAUUCUGAUGUUAACCGAGCUCUUGCCGAAGCUAAACAUCAAAUAGGCUACAGACAUCCACCCACAAUCAACUCUUUGGAACCACAUCCAGCUCAUAUCGAUAAAACAGGAGAGUUGGUGCUGGCUACUACCAAACUAUUAGCUAGACAGUUCCAGCUUUCUCGAGAUGAGAUUAUUAACGGUUUGCCAAUGAUUGACACCUCUCGCACAGACAUCUGGGAAGUAUGCCCCGCCCACUUGAAACCACUGCCUUGCACAAUGGAGAGAUAUCGAACAUACACGGGAGUGUGUAACAAUAUGCAGCACACUAGCUGGGGAUCAACUCACAGCUCUUUUGUCAGGCACCUUCCUCCUGCUUACAGUGACGGGAUAUCUGCACCUCGUGUUUCAGUUGUUGAUGGAGGCCCUCUUCCUCUUGCCAGAAUGGUCAGUACUUACAUUCACCGCGACUUUGAUACUCCUUCUGGUGACCUCUCCAUCCUGUUGAUGUCAUGGGGUCAGUUUAUUGACCAUGACAUGACGCUUGCAGCGUCACCUAGAGAUGAGAACGAACUGGAUUUUACCUGCUGUGGAAUCCCUAAAGAGCAUCAGCAUCCUAACUGUAUGACUAUUGAUAUUCCUCCUGGUGAUCCUUUCUAUGCUCAUUACGGGGAGACAUGUAUAGAAUUCAAACGUGCUCUUGCUGGUCACAGACCUGGAUGUGCUCUCGGUCCAAGAGUACACAUCAACCUCCUUACACAGUCACUGGAUGCUAACUUCUUGUAUGGCUCAACAGAAAAAUUAGCCAAAGAACUCCGACUUGGUAAAGGAGGACUUAUGCGUGUUUGGGACUACUUUGAAAACUUUGGACUCAAACCAUUGUUGCCUCCUUUGUCAACUUAUCCUGAGAAAGAUUGUACCGCUCGCCCAAGACAUCUGUUCUGUUUCAAUGCUGGUGAUGAGCGUGUUAACGAACAGAUCCACUUGACUGUCUUGCACACAUUGUACGUUCGUGACCACAACCGAAUUGCCACUGAGCUCUCGAGACUGAACCCGCACUGGGAUGACGAGAGGAUAUAUCAUGAAACACGUCACAUCAUGGCGGCUUCAGUACAACACAUCACUUACACCGAAUUUUUACCCAUGAUUUUGGGCGAAGAGACAGCGGCUCGUUACGACCUGACUCCUCAUACUCACGGUUAUUGGAAUGGUUACGAUUCUAACGUACACAUGGGAAUGUCCAGUGGUUUCCAGUCGGCAGCUUUCCGAUUUGGACAUACCUUCAUCCAGGGUAUGGUGCGCAGGUACAACAAGUAUCACGAAUUUGUGGGCGAAGAUCCUCUACGGACUCUUUUACGCCAGCCUUAUAUUUUCUACGAACCUGGCAAGAUCGACGAACUUAUCGGUGGUCUUAUCAACACACCUGCCCAAACUUAUGACCCUUUUAUAACUCAGGAGGUGACCAACCACCUUUUUGAAGAGCCACAUAUUCCUUUCGGAAUGGAUUUAGUUUCCUUCAACAUAAUGCGUGGACGUGAGACGGGAGUCCCAGGAUACAAUUUCUUCCGGGAAUGGUGUGGUUUGGGAAGAGCCAAAACUUUCGAGGAACUGGAGCCAGUAAUGAACAACGGCACAGCCUACAAGUUUGCUCAGUUGUACAAGCAUCCAGAUGAUAUUGAUCUUUGGAGUGGCGGAAUCUCAGAGCACCGCCUACCGGGAGGCUUGAUUGGGCCAACCUUCGCCUGUAUUAUUGCUCGUCAAUUUGUAAAUGUUAGAAAAGGAGAUCGUUUCUGGUAUGAAAAUUCGGGUUUUCCAUCUGCCUUUACUCCAGAACAACUUCAAGAAAUUCGAAAAUCAUACCAGGCUAAAAUUAUUUGUCAGAAUGCUGAUGACAUGCCUACUAUACAGCUUUAUGUCAUGAGGCUCCCUCACCCCAUCUAG
Messenger RNA from Limulus polyphemus (Atlantic horseshoe crab), 2308 nucleotides. Its product is annotated as chorion peroxidase-like. Gene Ontology annotation, molecular function: heme binding; peroxidase activity. Gene Ontology annotation, biological process: response to oxidative stress. The transcript has 15 exons. Bases 128 to 2308 code for a protein of 726 amino acids. NCBI's taxonomy places the organism in Eukaryota, Metazoa, Arthropoda, Merostomata, Xiphosura, Limulidae. The record is from RefSeq and is a predicted model, not a curated record.